GAAAUAUUGGAUUAACCAGACAGUUUACUCACACUAUCAUAACGAGAUUACGAUAGACUUUGAAGACAGAAUAUAAGUUUGAGAUGGGUAUUAGAAGAUUAUUAACUUACUGUCUUACCGAAGAGAAUCAUUGUUAUGAAACUGUUGAUUUAGUUCAGAUAGCUCAACAACAUCAUGAUGGAAUAGAGAUCCUGGUAGACUAUUAUAAUUUUGUAAAUUAUUUUCGUUGUAAAUUUGUGAAGGAAUUAAGUGUACAGGCUAACAAUAGCUAUCUGUGUUUAAUGGGAGCUGAAUAUGUCAGUUUAGAUAAACAGAUAUGUAAUAUGUUGACGAAAUUAAAAAACUGUAAUAUCAAAUUGAGAUUUUAUAUAGAUGGAGGUCAAGGAACUAACCCAGAAGAAAAACGCCAGAAAAUGGAAGUAUGGAGACGUAGGCACUGUCGAGAUGUAGAUUCUCUCAAUGAUUCCUUAAAUGUGUGUUGUGGUGAUGUAGAUAUUUCUAAUUUUGACAUGGACAGAUGUGUACGUCCAGUUCUUUCUGAUAUUCAAGUUAUGGCUUCCAUAAAAUCAUGUGGGUUUGAAAUUGUUCAAAUAUCAAAUGGUGAAGCAGAUGCUGUGAUAGCCAAAGAUUUUUUAAUGCGUCCAAAUGUGUAUGCUAUAUUAAGCAGUGAUUCUGAUUUUGUAGUAUUUAAACACAGUUAUUUAAUACCUAAUAAUUUUUUUGAUAUGAAUAAAAAUUUACAGUUUACAGAAAAUGAUAGUUUUAUACCAUCUUCUAUAAUAUGUGGUGUAAUACAAAACAGAAAAGUUGUAUCUAGACUUAAU
This is a messenger RNA of Lottia gigantea (owl limpet), 824 nucleotides long. RefSeq lists its product as hypothetical. The transcript has 2 exons. The record is from RefSeq and is a predicted model, not a curated record. The annotation marks the transcript as partial. Lineage: Eukaryota; Metazoa; Mollusca; Gastropoda; Lottiidae.